GUAUAUAUAUAUAAUAUGAUUUCAAAGAGUAUUAAUUCUGGAAGAGGACACUGUUGACUUCUUACUAUAAAAUAUUAUGAUUCCAGGCUAAAAAUACUAAGGACUAUACUUUCAAAUCAUUGUAAUUCUUUUAAAAACCCCAUAUUUAUUAGAUCAGUGUCCAUUCAUUGGCUAAUUCAUACAACAGAUAAAUUUAAGUGUCUGUGAUACGGCAGCCGUACUUUGUAUCUGGAUUUCCACAAUUAGUGAAGUUUGAUUUACUGUACAUAUAGUUUUGCUACUUUUGAGUAAUGUGACAAAGUUUGCAUCUUAAAAACAAUGUUUCUGCUAGUAAGUCAAAUUUUAAAAAAUAAAUUAUUAGAGUUUAUAAAAAAUUCAAAUUAACUGCAUUAAUAUGGUUCAGUUUUACAUAGUCACAUAAAAUGGAUCUAGAACAGUUUCUUCUUUGAUUUUAUUUUAAACUGGAUAUAUUCUUUUAGGGAAGUAUAUGGUCGGCAUAAAUUUACUGAACACCCAAGUAACCAUAAAGUUAUUUGCUAUUUUUAAACAAAACAUACAUUUCAUAAUGUCAGUACUAGAACAUUAUAAUAGAUCAUGAAUAUUUCCUUAAUCAUUACAGAACGAUUACCUCAUGUUCAGUAUGGUUUUCAAAACCUUUUAUGUGUAUCUUACAGUAUUCACAUUAUACAAAUAUUUGUGACCUGACAUGCUUUGUUACCUGGAAUAUUUGAUUAAUGUAAAUACUUAAGCUUUUGGAGUAAUUUGGAGUUUAAAUGGAUUGCGUUUCCUAUAUGUUGUUUUUAUUGAAAAGAUAUUGUUGGACUUGCCAUAUAAAGGUUAGUACUGGCUUAUAAAUAACAGAGAUUGCCAUAGUACUUUUCUCCUCAGACUAUCCAGUUAUUAAAUUAAAACAGUAUUUGUUAUUUCUGGGUCAAUAUAAGGUACUCACUUUUGAUUCAUAAUCAUUUGAGCUUUGUUAGUUUAAACUGAUACAUAUUCUUAAUGAUACCCAUUCACCCUAAGUUGGUCCUUGGGAAUGGGCAUUUAGAGGAUUUCACAGUAUGUAGGGCAGAAGGUGGGUGAAUGUGUUUGCUUUGGCUUGGAGCUUUGUAAGUUUGGACCAGUUUUAAAAUAAGUCACAUUUUAAGUAAUUGGUAAAAGGCAUUUCUGUUAGCAUUGGAAAUUUUUUGAGAGCCUAAGGGCUAUAAGAAUGCAUAUAUAUAUAUAUUUUAACAUUUUCAAUAUCUCUAAGGUACCAAAGCACGGAGUCUGAUUUACCAUUUAAGGGAGACUCUUUAAAAUAAAAUUUAUAACUAAUUCAUACUAUAAGAUAUAUAACAAUUAAAGUUUUGGAACAACUUACAUUAAAAACCACUAGUCUUUAAGAUUUCUGGAUAUAAAAAGUAUUUUGGUUUCACUUCUUUUAAAGUAAUUAAAUUCAAAAUUAAUCGCUUUCUACCAUAUACUGAGUAGAUCUAUGACCUCAGCAUAGUAAAUCAUUUCUCAUCUUUGGGCCUCCACUGCCUUACAUAAAAUAAUUAUAACUUGUUCAGCUUACCUCCCAGGGCUGUUGCGAGAAAUAAAAUGAAAUGGAGUAUGUGAAGUUGCUUCAACAACAGUAAAAUGCUAUGUAAAUGUAAGGCGUUAUUUUCAGUGAAUAAUGGAUUUAAGUGUUGGGUACUUCUAGAUGUUCUUUCUUUUAAUAAAGCAUGUGCUUAAAGUGGUAUCACUAGGACUUCAAAGUGAUUAUUUAAAAAAAAAAAAAAAGGAAAGAAAACACCACCUGAUUAUAAUGCCCUUUAACAUUCUUUUGUUUGUGCAAUGCUUGUGGCCUUUUUGUAUUUUCUCAUCAAACUUGUUACUCUCUAUCUAGACUUGGUACAACUGUAAACGUCUCUCACAGCAUUCAUGUGUCAGUGUAGAAUAGCAUAAAUAAACAUUUUAAGCUAUGUUUCCAUUCAGGCAUUUGCACUUUCAAUUUAUGACUGCUUAGUACCACAUGCAGAGUGAACUUAGCCCAAAUAUUUUCCAAACAACCAAAUGAUUCAGCAGUUUGUUGACAUGGGAUAAAUGAUAUCAGGUUUAUGUGCCCACUUACCAUUUGACAACUUUUUUUGCAUUAAAAGAUAUGAUGAAACAUUUCAAAACUUUGCUAACCUGAAUAUCAUUUAGUAUCUCUCCUAACAUUUGUUUUGCUUUAAAUUGGAUUUGUUAAAUGGCUUACAGGUUAUCUUAAUCUGUAGAUUAUUUGGUAUGUCUAUCAUUUGGACAUGGUUUUGCUAUGCAGUUCUGAUAAUAAAAAUUCUAAUUCCUCAGGUUUAACCUUUAAGUUACGGAUGAAGAACAUUAAUGGACACUUUUAAUAUACUCAGUUCUGCAAACUAGUCUUUUAAUAAGCAUAUUGCCUCAUUAUCCUUGGAAACAAGACAAAGCCUUUUAAACUUUAAACUUUUUAACUUCAAAAUAAAGUAUUCAAAGUGGAGUAACUUGAAUGUUGAAAUGAUUGUAUGCUCUGUGUAGAAUGACCGAGCCUAAGUUCUUACAAAAGCACCUGGAAUAUCUCCUCUAAAAAUUAAACUUUUUCUGCUUUCCUUUGCUUCAGUGCUUGCAUUUUUAUCAAUUUUCAUUAAAUAUCUACAGUGUACUGUUGGGGAUGAGAAGAUUUAAAAAAAAAGCCAUAGUCCCUCUGCCCAAAAAGUUUAUAUUUUAGAGCAGUGCUGUUCAACAGAAUUUUCUGCAGUGAUGGGAAGUUCUAUAUUUGUGCUGUCCAACACAGUGGCCACUAGAUCCAGGCAGCUGUUGAGCAAUGUAAAUAUGAAAACAAGAUUAUCUUCUUAUCCAAAAAAGAUGACGCCAACUGGGUUACUCUCAAAGGACAACCAAGUGAGCACCACAGACUAAUGAGUAGAAUCAACAAGAACGUGAUUUUGGCGCUUUUAACUUUGACAAGUUCUGCAUUUCUGCUGUUUCAAUUAUACUACUACAAGCACUAUAUAUCAGCAAAGAAUGGAGCUGGUGUAUCAAAAUCUAAGGGAAACCGAAUUGGAUUUGAUAGCACACAGUGGCGUGCAGUUAAAAAAUUUGUUAUGCUAACAUCCAGCCAAAAUGUACCAGUGUUCCUUAUCGAUCCUUUGAUUCUGGAAUUGAUUAAUAAAGACUUUGAACAAGUCAAAAAUAUUUCUCAUGGCUCCACUUCAGAAUGCAAGUUUUUCUGUGUUCCAAGAGACUUUACUGCAUUUGCACUGCGGUAUCACCUAUGGAAGAAUGAGGAGGGCUGGUUUCGGAUGGCUGAAAAUAUGGGCUUUCAGUGCCUAAAGGUUGAGAGCAAAGACCCCCGGCUGGAUGGAAUAGACUCACUUUCUGGAACCGAAAUUCCCCUGCACUACAUCUGCAGAUUGGCUAAUCAUGCCAUCCACUUGGUGGUCUUUCAUGAGAGGAGUGGCAACUACCUCUGGCACGGCCAUUUACGACUCAAAGGACGCAUGGACCGGAAAUUUGUUCCUUUUCGAAAGUUACAGUUUGGCCGUUAUCCUGGAGCUUUUGACAGGCCAGAGUUACAACAAAUUACUGUUGAUGGACUCGAAGUUCUCAUCCCGAAAGAUCCAGUGCAGUUUCUAGAAGAAAUACCACACUCUCGGUUUAUUGAGUGUAGGUAUAAGGAAGCUCGAGCAUUUUUUCAGCAGUACCUUGAUGAUAACACUGUGGAAGCCAUGGCCUUUCGGAAGAGUGCAAAGGAAUUGUUGCAGCUAGCAGCCAGAACGUUAAAGAAAUUGGGAGUCCGGUUCUGGCUGAGCAGUGGAACUUGUCUAGGAUGGUAUCGGCAAUGCAACAUUAUUCCUUAUAGUAAAGAUGUUGACCUAGGAAUUUUUAUACAAGAUUAUAAAUCUGAUAUUAUUUCAGCAUUUCAGGAUGUAGGACUUCCACUCAAACACAAAUUUGGGAAGGUAGAGGACAGCUUGGAACUAUCUUUCCAGGGAAAAGAUGAUGUAAAACUCGACAUUUUUUUCUUCUAUGAAGAGACUGACCAUAUGUGGAAUGGAGGCACUCAGGCCAAAACGGGAAAAAAAUUUAAGUACCUAUUUCCCAAGUUUACACUGUGCUGGACUGAGUUUGUAGACAUGAAGAUUCAUGUGCCCUGUGAAACCAUUGACUACAUUGAAGCCAACUAUGAAAAACCAAAGGGUGACUUCACAGACCAAGGAAAAGCCUUUGCUUUUAGGAAGCUGUCCUCGCCUCGUGUCAUGCCAGUUAUCAUUCACCAUGAGCUGUCUUUCCUCCAUAUCCUGUUGGAAGACGAGAACAUGUGUAGCAGUACUGUCCAAAUAGAGCAUCCGGUGAUGCUGGGAAUGAUCGCUGUCUGCACUGUCCAGUGCAGUAGCCACUAGCCACAUGGCUUCACAUUUGGAUCCAGUUGAGGACCAUCCCUGAGAUUCAAUGUUUGAUGCUUCUUCAAUGCAGAUGUCUGCUAACUCAACGAGGCAGGCUGUGGCCACCUUCCAA
Messenger RNA from Acinonyx jubatus (cheetah), 4500 nucleotides. RefSeq names its product fukutin (gene FKTN). Bases 2901 to 4385 code for a protein of 494 amino acids. Gene Ontology annotation, cellular component: Golgi membrane. The transcript is spliced from 12 exons. NCBI's taxonomy places the organism in Eukaryota, Metazoa, Chordata, Mammalia, Carnivora, Felidae. The record is from RefSeq and is a predicted model, not a curated record.